AAAAAAAAAAAAUGUCUAGGCUAGACUAAGGCAAAUUUUCCUGCGAUCCCUAAACUCCUUUAGCACUGAUUAAGAAUUCUCUAAUUCGAUACUGUUAAUUCUUCAGGACCCAGGCUGUCUACUAUACUUUGAUUUUCCAAAGUUCCCAACAAUUAGCACGAGUUUAAUGCCCUUCUAUUGGAUGGCUUCUUUGCCUCUGCUACCUGAGGCAAACUACACAGAAGCUAACGAAGCUUCUUCAAAUAUGUGAACAGCGCGUUUCAGGAAGACAGUGCCUGGCACGGUGCCUAGGACAGCCGAAAAUCUAACAACUCUCCCGAGUUUGGGAAGGCUUCCGAGUUUUCGGAAUCACUUCUCUGAGCAUGAGCGGAAGUCACCUUUUGGGCAGUGUGCGGUUUUUUUCAAAUGAUUGGUACCAUAUUGAGCAAUCAACUUCACUCUGCUUUUCCCGUUGCACCCACAAGCAAGUGACCAGGUGACAAAUUAUUUUCGUUACAGGAAAAUAAAGACCGCACUCAAAGAAGUCCUCAGGCAGCCGAACGCCCCGUCUUCCCAUAGUAAAGAUGGCGGCCCCCGGAGUGUAGACUACAGGCAGUACCACUUCCGCAUUUUUCUUGCGCCCUCAUCCAACAUGGCCGACGAGGCCACCCGGCGUGUGGUGUCCGAAAUCCCGGUGCUGAAGACUAACGCCGGCCCUCGAGAUCGUGAGUUGUGGGUGCAGCGACUUAAAGAGGAAUAUCAGUCUCUUAUCCGGUAUGUGGAGAACAACAAGAAUGCGGACAAUGAUUGGUUCCGAUUGGAGUCCAACAAGGAAGGGACUCGGUGGUUUGGGAAAUGCUGGUACAUCCAUGACCUGCUCAAAUAUGAGUUUGACAUUGAGUUUGACAUUCCUAUCACAUAUCCUACUACUGCUCCAGAAAUUGCAGUCCCUGAACUGGAUGGAAAAACAGCAAAGAUGUACAGGGGUGGCAAAAUAUGCCUGACUGAUCACUUUAAGCCUUUGUGGGCCAGAAAUGUGCCCAAGUUUGGACUAGCUCAUCUUAUGGCUCUGGGGCUGGGUCCAUGGCUGGCAGUGGAAAUCCCCGAUCUGAUUCAGAAGGGCGUGAUUCAGCAUAAAGAGAAAUGCAGCCAAUGAAAGAUCAAGCCACUGAGGCAGGACAGAGGGACCUUUGAUAGGCUACAUUCUUGCUCUCUGUGCAUCACUCUUACUCAUCCAACCGCUUCCCCCCAUACCACUUCACCCAUAAUUGUUACUAAGUAGCUGCAUCAGGAAUGCUGAAAAAAAGAAACAACAGCAUUGCUACUGAAUUCCUAAGGCUACACAGGGAGGGGAAAGACUGGGGCUUUGGGGAGCCCAAAGGCAAUUGGUAUGCCUUCCGCAGGUGAAGCAGUGUGAGAUCCAGGAAGACUGGGAGGGCUGAAAGUGGGUGCAUAGUCUUUUUGGUUUCUGGAGAUAACUCUUCAAUAAAAGCUGCUUCCUCUGGUA
Messenger RNA from Enhydra lutris kenyoni (northern sea otter), 1486 nucleotides. RefSeq names its product ubiquitin-fold modifier conjugating enzyme 1. The transcript is spliced from 6 exons. Gene Ontology annotation, cellular component: cytoplasm. NCBI's taxonomy places the organism in Eukaryota, Metazoa, Chordata, Mammalia, Carnivora, Mustelidae. The record is from RefSeq and is a predicted model, not a curated record. Gene Ontology annotation, molecular function: UFM1 conjugating enzyme activity. Gene Ontology annotation, biological process: protein K69-linked ufmylation. The coding region runs from base 632 to 1135 and encodes 167 amino acids.